Dermatophagoides farinae (American house dust mite) is the source of this 1616-nucleotide messenger RNA. NCBI's taxonomy places the organism in Eukaryota, Metazoa, Arthropoda, Arachnida, Sarcoptiformes, Pyroglyphidae. The record is from RefSeq and is a predicted model, not a curated record.
UCAUCGUCAUCAUCAACAAAAAUCAAAUAUAUCGAUAAUUGUUUUUGAUUUUGAUAAUCGAUUUUUUUCUUUUGGCUGGUUUUCGAUGAAACUUGUCCCUUAGUUGCAUCAUUUAAUUUUUUUUUUGCACUGUAAAAUUCUGUUACAAAUUUAUAAAGAAAAAAAUUUCUUUUUUUUGGUGAUUCAAAAAGUGUGAAUAUUAAAAAAAAUAAUACACGACAAGAAUCUUUCUAUUAUUGCCUUUUUUAUGUUGCAAAAAAGUUUUUUUCUUGGAUCAUCAUACUACUAAUAAUAUUAUUAGGUCAUUCGGAAGUGAAAAUAAAAAUAAAAACAAGAUUUAUCCAUUGAAAUAACAACAACAAAAAAGUUAUUCAAGAUUAUUGUAACAAUAAUGUCUUCAAAUUCAAGUGGUGAUCCAGCCGCUAGUGGUGGCUCAACAACAACAACAAACACUGCAGCUGUAAAUAAAUCCGAUAAUGAAUCAUCGACAACGAUUAAUACUGUUAAUAAUAAUAAUAAUAAUACAUCAUCAUCAACAACGGUUAAUCAACAAACAGCAGCAGCAACAACGCCAACAUCAACAACAACAUUACAGAUAUCCAGCGGUGCUGGUGGUGAUAUGUUACAAUUUAAUAAAGAUCUAGAUCAAUGGAUUGAACAAUUAAUGGAAUGUAAACAAUUGACUGAAUCACAAGUGAAACAAUUAUGUGACAAAGCUAGAGAUAUAUUGACAAAUGAAUCAAAUGUACAGGAUGUUAAAUGUCCAGUUACUGUUUGUGGCGAUGUGCAUGGACAAUUUCAUGAUCUAAUGGAAUUAUUUCGUAUUGGUGGCCGAUUACCAGAUACAAACUACCUAUUUAUGGGUGAUUAUGUUGAUCGUGGUUAUUAUUCCGUAGAAACGGUUACAUUAUUGGUUGCAUUAAAAGUUCGUUAUAAGGAUCGGAUAACAAUAUUACGUGGUAAUCAUGAAUCCAGACAAAUUACACAAGUAUAUGGUUUCUAUGAUGAAUGUUUACGUAAAUAUGGUACAUCGAAUGUAUGGAAAUAUUUUACCGAUCUUUUUGAUUAUCUACCAUUAACCGCUUUGGUUGAUAGACAAAUAUUCUGUUUACAUGGUGGCCUUUCACCAUCGAUUGAUACAUUGGAUCAUAUACGUGCUUUGGAUCGUUUACAAGAGGUACCACAUGAAGGACCGAUGUGUGAUCUAUUAUGGUCGGAUCCAGAUGAUCGUGGUGGUUGGGGCAUUUCACCACGUGGUGCUGGCUAUACUUUUGGUCAUGAUAUAUCAGAAACAUUUAAUCAUACAAAUGGCCUAACAUUGGUUGCACGUGCUCAUCAAUUAGUAAUGGAAGGUUUUAAUUGGUGUCAUGAUCAUAAUGUUGUUACAAUAUUUUCAGCACCAAAUUAUUGUUAUCGUUGUGGUAAUCAGGCUGCAAUCAUGGAAUUAGAUGAUACAUUAAAUUAUACAUUCUUACAAUUUGAUCCUGCACCAAAACGUGGUGAACCACAUGUUACCAGACGUACACCGGAUUAUUUCUUAUAGAAACAAAAAACAAAACAAAAAAUAAUAAACAAAAUUUUGUUUGGCAACAAUAAUUACUACAAUUAUCUCUCUC